UCUUUUUCUUCCGGUUCUUCUGCGAGGCUUAGAAAUGCCUGAUCCUGCGAAAUCCGCUCCUGCCCCGAAGAAGGGCUCCAAGAAGGCGGUGACCAAGGCGCAGAAGAAGGACGGCAAGAAGCGCAAGCGCAGCCGCAAGGAGAGCUACUCGGUGUACGUGUACAAGGUGCUGAAGCAGGUGCACCCGGACACGGGCAUCUCGUCCAAGGCCAUGGGCAUCAUGAACUCGUUCGUCAACGACAUCUUCGAGCGCAUCGCGGGCGAGGCGUCGCGCCUGGCGCACUACAACAAGCGCUCGACCAUCACGUCCCGGGAGAUCCAGACGGCCGUGCGCCUGCUGCUGCCCGGCGAGCUGGCCAAGCACGCUGUGUCCGAGGGCACCAAGGCCGUCACCAAGUACACCAGCUCCAAGUAGAUUUGGGACGACACGUUGGCUGUUAUGGACCAUUUCCAAAGUUUUCUGAGGUGUGAGAUCUUGCUGUUUUCGUCUUGGCUGUCUGAAGACGGUGUGGGUGCAGCCCGCCAGUCCUGACCUGGGCAUCUGUCCGCCCAUGUUACCCCAUUCCUCUCCCUGGGCUGAGCUGAGAG
Ochotona princeps (American pika) is the source of this 588-nucleotide messenger RNA. RefSeq names its product histone H2B type 1-H. Gene Ontology annotation, molecular function: protein heterodimerization activity; structural constituent of chromatin; DNA binding. Lineage: Eukaryota; Metazoa; Chordata; Mammalia; Lagomorpha; Ochotonidae. Gene Ontology annotation, cellular component: nucleosome. The record is from RefSeq and is a predicted model, not a curated record. The transcript has 2 exons. The coding region runs from base 35 to 415 and encodes 126 amino acids.